CGAUGGCCCGGAGGGAGCGUGGUCACGAGUCUGCCCAAAAUCAUAGCUUUUGGGGGAUAAAGGUACGGAUAAAGUUUCGGGAUGAAGUAACGGAUGAGCUCUGCGAACCACCCCGAGAUUUUCCGAGGAGGGUCUAACGAGGCCCCAAGCCCGUUAGCGAGAGAGGGGAGACAAAGAGGAGGAGGAGGAGGAGGAGGAGGAGGAGGAGGAGGAGGAGAGAUGCAACGGCAGAAUCCAAUUUACGCCGAUGAACCUAAGUCAUUAAGGAAUGGAGGAGGAGAGGGUAGAUUUGAGAGAGAAGUUGCCGCUGGAGGAGGCGGAGGAGGAGGAGGAGGAGGAGGAGGGGUAGGAGACAUAGGCAGUGGAGGGGGAGGAGGAGGAGGAGGAGGAGGAGGAGGAGGAGGAAGAAAAAGAAGGGUAGGUAGUGGAAGUUCUCGCAGGUCAAGCACUGGCAGGUCCCUCCUCUCUGCAUCUCGGCAGUGGCUUCUGGCCGUCCGGGAGUCCGUGAAAUCGGAUGAUGCCAAGGAGUUGAUCAGGAGCUUGCCGGACUCUGAAGCGGCUGCUAGCAGUAACAAAGCUAACUUGAUCAGUGCCUUUUUCUUGCCUAAGGACGUCCCUAAAUCUGUUAGAACAGCCGUUCAAUGGACAUUGAGUAUAGUUUGGGUGCUUGGCUGUCUAUCUAUCUUGCUUGGCACAUUUAUGGGCUUAUUGGUCGCGAAUCGUCGGAGUCGUACCGCCGAACUGAAGUCUCAGUGCAAGUCCAUUAGCAUUGUGGUUUCAUCCCUGUUCUGGCCUUUGAUACUGCAACAGAAAGUUGUGCUGGAGUUUGUCCGCCUACUCCACACGGAUCCACCUGUGUCUCAACUCACACAAGAGCUCUUUGUUCACUUCACCGCAUCGACGGCUGCUAGCAGACCCAACGUGUACCGAAUGGCUUUGAUGGAGAUUAUACAGGACAGUGAAAGAAUGGCCUUUGAGAUCGAGAAAGGCUAUACCAUCCGGGACUCUCGACUCAAUCCUGCACCGAAGGCGAACUUUUAUGCCCCCGUCCUGUUUCAUGAGAUUGCACCCUUCACCCAUCAAGGGCUUGACGGGUUGCUGGAGUUCUCUACAGGUCUACGCCACACAAUCUUGAGGGCGUACGGAGGUGGUGCCAGGUGUCAGUUUGCUCUCUCUGGUCCCCAGGCUGAAGCAAUUCCAAGUGUGUCCAUCAAGAACGGCAUCAUAAGUAUCAUUCCCUUGUACACUAACGAUCAUCACCUCCUGUCCCCUACUAAUGCUACAUUGCGUGAAGAAGGGCCACCGCAUCCCCCCCCUUCUACCCCGGUUUCACAAACCCUCCAACCCAUCGAUUUCAGUUCGGUGUUCGGCGUAGGGCCUUGCACCCGUCUUGUGAUGGCAACGAUCGACUUCAGGGAGAUGAUGAUGGACUACAUGCGCAGGAAUGAUCCAGAGGAGAGGAUCAUGCUGCAGGUGGUUGAUGUAGAUGAACUGAUGUCCACCUCGGGUACCGCCUCCAGCAGCUCUACGUCCGGCUCCAAUUGGCGGCCUCAUCUUCUGUUCGAGUCUCUGAGCGCUGAUGGGAGUCACCGCUACGACACUGCUGUACCUCUUAGCUUAUCCGCCGAUGGAUCACAUCGGCUACAAUGCUCAUGGCGGAACGGCCAACCCUUUCCCAUGAUGGCGAUAGCAUGGACAGUUGUCGUGUUUGGUGCUUUGUUCCUCUUGAAUCUCCUCUUGAUCUUGAACAACCAAGUUUUCUUUGCUCAUCGCAACCUUGCCUUCCUCAAAUCUCUUAAGGAUCGCUUAGAGGCCAAGAACUACUUGUUGGAGGCAUCCAUGAAACCUCGAGAAACUUUCACAUUGGCUGCUGUGGAGAAGGUUAGAAACCUGGUUGGGGAUUUCAUGUACAUGAUAUGGAGGAUCAAGGGAGCAGUUGCGGGGGGGGCCACCGAGUCGCCUUCUCCUGCUGUUUCUGCUUCCAGGGAGGAGACCAUGGAAAAGGUCCUUAAGGCGGGGCGUGUCUUGCUUUGGACCGUAUCCAAUUUCGCGGAAUGGUCUAGGAUCGACGCCGGCAGAGUGACCAUGUAUCCCAUGGAAUUCAGUAUCCGCAAGCUGAUCGACGAGGUCAUCAACAAUGCGAUAGAGGAAUUCCAACUUGAGAGCAGGAGCAGCUACCCCCUCGAAGUUGCGGCGAUCGUUCAUGAUGCUAUCCCGGAGAUGAUAUACGGCGACAGCGACAAGUUGAGGGCUGUGCUUUGGAAUCUUGUCAGCAAUUCGAUUAAGUGGUCUAGAGAUGGGCAUGUGCUCAUUUGUGUUCGACUCAUUGCUGAUGAUGAGCGGCUCGAGUUCGACUUCACGAAACGGAAGUCAGCGCCUGGCAGCAUUGUCAGCGCAGCCAGUGGAGGGCGGUCAAGUGCGAUCCUUCUUGAGGGCUCAACAUCUAAUAAAGCGAAGCACCUUAAGUGGCUUCAUGACAAACUUGCCCUGGCGAAAAGGCGUACAUUUGCGCUCAUGCCUUCAAGGAUGAGAUCGUACAUGUUUGGAGGUGUGGGAAAGGGCGAUUCGAAGUCGGAGAUGAUGGGGAGUGAUCGUGACUUUCAGCAACGUGCUUCGAGUGAAGAAGGAGAGACAAUUGUUCCAAGUAUUGAAGAUGGCGACACUCUUAGUGGGCGAAGGAUUGUGAAUUGCUGCAACAGUUGGAGUGUAGCAUGGCCUAGAAUGAACCCGACCUCUCGAUCCUACAUCUCCAAGCCUCCUCGCCGUGAGAACGGGAGCUUUUUGCUGCUGCUGUCGGUGGAAGACACGGGAGUCGGCAUUUCCGCCGAUGACCGCAAAAAGGUUUUCAGUCCUCUGGCAUCCAUUACUCCCCCGGUCAUUUAUUCGGAUACCGAGAACAGAGAAGGUUUGCAUGGCAUCGGGAUCGGGCUGGCUAUUGUCAAACGGCUGGUUAACAUAAUGCAUGGUGAGGUUGGGCAUGUGAGCAUGCCUGGAAUUGGAACAACCGUCUUCUUUGUUGUGCCCGUGUUGGACUUGCAUUGGGACAGGAGUGCGCUAGACAGGGGGAAGGUGGAAGGAGCUGCGGCAGAUCUGCAUGCAAUCCAGGAAGAUGAUGAAUCCCGUGCAGCCGAGUCAAGCAGUCCAAGCAGGCGUAAGGACAAAGUCUUGGUGUUUUGUAUAGACAGGAACAUUGUGCGUCAGGUUGUGCUGCAGCAAAUUGCUAGCAGACUUUCCCAGGAUGUGUUGUACUCUGCAGCAUCUAGUUUGGAGCAGUUUUUGGCGCUUGUAGCUAGGACAAAGCAAUUGUGGUCACCCUCCUCGUCACAACCCUCCGCUUCAGCUCAACCGCCUUCCGCCGCGUCCCCCUCCCUGUCCGUGCCUUCUUCCUCCUCUGCCGGUUUGGCCUCUGCUUCCCACAGUGACGCGGGCACGUCUUCGUCUGCUGCGGCUAUGGCGGGUCAUAGUCAUCGUGACCCAGAUAACAUAUACAUGCCGAGCAAUUUCAAGAUUGAGAAUGUGCAUGGGAUUGCACGUAGAAUCAUCAUUCUUGUUGAUGAGGAUCAUUGUGACGACCAACCAGUGUCAACCUUGCCAAAUUUGCCAGAGGUUUUCAAGAGAGGAGGAGGGCCCACUGCCAACCAGUCAGGCAGCAGGUCGGAAGUUAAAUCCAGUUUCUGGGGAAGGUGGGGUGGCUCCUCGUCACAGUCGUCUGCUGUAUCGCCUCCAGACAGUCGGGACAGCAAUGAAAUGCCAGAUGUGACAUGGUGUUUCAUUUGCAGAGAUGAUGGCCCAGUCACUCAGCAAAGAUCGAAACGACUGGGUUUUUCACAUGUCAUCCGAAAACCAUUAACGACCGCUAAGUUUCAAAACCUGUUCACAGAGUCCGCCCCUACACCCACAUCUGGCAUCGAGGAACAGUGAAGACCGUAAUGUGUGCUUUUGUAGCCUUUUGUAUUGUCCAGUGCUGCAACCAAGAGUAUA
Molecule: messenger RNA, 3981 nt
Organism: Chara braunii
Lineage: Eukaryota; Viridiplantae; Streptophyta; Charophyceae; Charales; Characeae
Source: the annotation of a GenBank genome assembly